AGAGCGUUCCGCCUCGUGCAAACUAUGAUUUUUGCCAUCGAAGAAAUAAAUAAGAAUCCUGCCCUGCUUCCCAGUGUUUCGCUAGGCUACAGAAUUUACGAUGACUGUUCCUCACCAACCAUUGCAACGAAAGCAGCCUUGGCCCUUAUCAAUGGGAAGGGCCAAUUUAUGGACGAAGAAUGCAAACAACAGCCGCUGGUUUCAGCUCUAAUUGGAGGUGGCUCAUCUUCAGAGUCGAUUGCAGUAACAAGAUUGACUGGUCCUUUCAGAAUCCCAUUGGUUAGCUACUUUUCUACGUGCGCAUGCCUUAGCAACAAAGACAACUUCCCAACGUUUUAUAGAACGAUACCAAGUGACUAUCACCAGUCCAAAUUUUUAGCUCACAUUGUCAAGAAGUUUGGAUGGACUUGGAUUGGAACAGUUAGAGUCAACAACGACUACGGAAAUUUUGGAACGCAAGCGUUCGUAGAAACAGUCGAGAAGUUGGGAGUCUGCAUUGCCUUCUCCGAAUCUUUUUACAGGACUGAUCCCAGGGACAAAGUGAUGGAAAUAGUAGAGGUCAUUAAGAAAUCCAGCACGAAAGUUGUAGUUGCAUUUUCUUCCACUCGAGAAAUGCGUAUUUUGUUUAAAGAGCUUUUGCAUCAGAAUGUCACUGAUAUUCAGUGGAUAGGAAGCGAAGCCUGGGUUACUGCUGACCUCCUUACUCAGGAAGAGAAUGCUAAAAUCCUCACUGGAACGAUAGGGUCGGCAAUCCGUCGCUCUGAAAUCCCGGGACUGCGCGAUUUUCUACUUCAAGUGAAGCCCUUUUUGGUUCCCGGGGACGUUUUGGUGAAAGAGUUCUGGGAAACGGCGUUCCAAUGCAGCUUGAUUUCAGAGGACGCUGGCAAUCGAGUGAACGAUUCGACGGAAAUGCGGCGAUGUACAGGGAAUGAACGUUUAGAAGAGCUACAAAACGCCUAUUCUGACGUUGAUAUAGACGGUUCAACCUACAACGUGUAUAAAGCAGUGUAUGCGUUAGCUCACGCUUUUCACAAUAUGUUUGCUUGCAAAAACGGUAAAGGACCAUUUGUAAAUAACACCUGUGUGAACAUUUCUAGUUUCGAACCGUGGCAGGUACUACGUUACAUGCAAACAGUAAACUUCAGAACAAAGAACGGUGACAACGUUUAUUUUGAUGAAAAAGGAGACCCUGUCGCUGCGUACGAUUUAGUCAAUUGGCAAAUUAAUUCCAAAGGGGUUGCGCAAAUUCAGACCAUUGGCUAUUACGACGGAUCCGCUCCUCCCGGACGGGAAGUUGUGUUAAAUGGAAGAUCCAUCACAUGGCGCGGAGGCCAAAGUGAGGUUCCUGUUGCAGUUUGUGCUGAAAGUUGUCCAUUUGGUACAAGAAAGCUUAUUAGGAAAGGACAACCUAUUUGUUGCUUUGAUUGUACACCAUGUUCGGAAGGGGAAGUUAGUAACACCACAGAUUCGACUGACUGUGUCAAGUGCCCAGCAGAAUACUGGCCCAAUGUAUCGAGAGAUAAAUGUGUACCAAAAGAAAUUGAGUUUCUGUCUUAUACAGAAAUCUUGGGCAUUGUAUUAGCAACACUUGCAUUGUUUGGAGUCUGCAUGGCUGUAGCAACAUUAAUAGUUUUCAUAAGAUAUAAAGACACUCCUAUUGUCAAAGCAAACAACUCUGAGUUAAGCUUCCUUCUGCUUUUUGCAAUAGUUCUUUGCUUUUUGUGUUCUCUUACAUUUAUUGGGCAACCUUCACUGUGGUCAUGUAUUUUAGGCCGCAUUGCAUUUGGAAUCACCUUUGUUCUAUCCAUCUCUUGUAUUUUGGUUAAAACAAUGAUUGUACUGUUCGUGUUUAAGGCAAAAGUUCCAAAUAAUAGCAUGUUAAAAUAUUUUGGUGCUACACAGCAACGUUUAAGCAUUUUUGUUCUCACAUUCGUUCAAGGUAUAAUAAGUGUAUUGUGGUUAGUUAUUGCACCCCCAUUUCCCAUGAAAAACACCAGAUAUUACAAAGACAUUAUCAUUUUAGAAUGCAAUGUGGGCUCUAUAACUGCCUUUUAUUUAGUUUCAGCUUACAUUGGCACUCUUUCUUGCAUCUGCUUUAUCCUUGCAUUUUUAGCAAGAAAACUGCCUGAUAACUUCAAUGAAGCUAAAUUUAUAACAUUUAGCAUGCUUACAUUUUGUGCAGUUUGGAUAGCUUUCAUCCCAGCUUAUGUAAGCUCUCCUGGAAAAUAUACCACAGCUUCAGAGGUGUUCGCUAUUUUGACUUCUAACUUUGGACUUUUGCUUUGUAUCUUUGUUCCAAAAUGUUAUAUUGUAUUGCUGAAACCAGAAAAUAACACCAAGAAGUUUUUGAUGGGAAAAGAACCUUCAAAGAGAGUGUAG
This is a messenger RNA of Stegostoma tigrinum, 2379 nucleotides long. Its product is annotated as extracellular calcium-sensing receptor-like. Gene Ontology annotation, molecular function: G protein-coupled receptor activity. The transcript has 5 exons. Gene Ontology annotation, cellular component: membrane. Bases 25 to 2379 code for a protein of 784 amino acids. Lineage: Eukaryota; Metazoa; Chordata; Chondrichthyes; Orectolobiformes; Stegostomatidae. The record is from RefSeq and is a predicted model, not a curated record. Gene Ontology annotation, biological process: G protein-coupled receptor signaling pathway.